This is a messenger RNA of Trichomycterus rosablanca, 5439 nucleotides long. RefSeq names its product RNA binding motif protein 15 (gene rbm15). Gene Ontology annotation, biological process: regulation of alternative mRNA splicing, via spliceosome. The coding region runs from base 139 to 2691 and encodes 850 amino acids. The transcript has a single exon. The record is from RefSeq and is a predicted model, not a curated record. NCBI's taxonomy places the organism in Eukaryota, Metazoa, Chordata, Actinopteri, Siluriformes, Trichomycteridae. Gene Ontology annotation, cellular component: nucleus. Gene Ontology annotation, molecular function: mRNA binding.
AGACAAAAUGGCGUAUGCGGUUGUUUUGCUGCUCUGAUACUGAGCAAAAAAAUACAGUUUAUUUUCCGUGUAAAGUGCUAGUUUUAGUUGCAUAGUUGUUUUGUAAGUGUAAGUUAGACGUCGCGGUGAGCAUACGAGAUGAAAGGAAAAGAGCGUUCGCCGCUGAAAAAGCGUUCUAGAGCUGUGGACGAUGUGAGAGACCGAGGAAACCACCCGAGCAGCAAGAAAAUGGGGGUUGUGGCGAUUUCAGGCGGAAGCAACAAUGGCACCAGUUCGUCCAAAAGCGAUGGCUCGGCUAGAAGGAGUUUAUUAGGAGACAAACGGGACGGCCGGGACUUUGACGGACACGCUUCCAAUCGCACGAACAGUCACAAUUAUACUAGCCCUGUAGCUAGUGCUAGCGGCAAGAACCACAACUCGAGUCUGUCUCUGGAAGCGGCCAGGGGCAACUCACGCUCGGAGCAGCGCAACCAGCAGCUCAGCGCGCCCGAGAGUGAGUACAAAACCCUGAAAAUCAGCGAACUGGGUUCCCAGCUCAGCGAUGAGGAGAUCGAGGACGGUUUGUUCCACGAGUUCAAGAAAUUCGGCGACGUGAGUGUGAAAAUUAGUCGCGUCAAUGACGAACGGAUUGCUUUCGUGAACUUUAGGAGGCCUGACGAUGCCAGGGCUGCGAAACACGCCCGAGGUCGCCUGGUACUCUAUGAUCGCCCUUUAAAAAUCGAGGCGGUGUAUAUGAACAGGAGGAGAAGUCGAUCCCCUAUAGACAAGGACCAUUUUCCUGCUGUGGCUGGCCAUAGACAUUUGCACACCCAGAGGCCGCUGUCCCCUACCGGACUGGGUUAUAGAGACUACAGGCUCCAGCAGCUAGCUCUUGGUCGACUUCCUCCACCCCCACCACCUCCAUUACCCAGAGAACUGGAAAGAGAACGGGAGUUUGCCUUUUAUGAAGCCCGUGCAAGGCCUGCUUAUGAACUGCAACGAGCUGCUUUUCGAGAGGAGGAUUUUAUUUCCCCAGAGGAUGACCAAAGAGCAAACAGAACAUUGUUUUUGGGUAACUUGGACAUUACAGUAACAGAAAAUGACCUGAGGAGGGCAUUUGACCGCUUUGGGGCUAUCACCGAAGUGGAUAUUAAAAGACCCACGCGGGGCCAAAACAGUACAUAUGGCUUUCUUAAGUUCGAGAACUUGGAUAUGGCUCACAGAGCAAAGAUCAGCAUGUCUGGAAAAGUGGUUGGCCGAAAUGCUAUUAAAAUCGGUUACGGGAAAGCCACCCCAACAACACGACUGUGGGUGGGAGGUCUUGGACCUUGGGUUCCCAUGGCUGCAUUAGCAAGAGAAUUCGACCGCUUUGGCACUAUUAGGACUAUAGACUACAGAAAAGGCGACACCUGGGCUUAUAUUCAGUACGAGAGCUUGGACGCAGCUCAGGCAGCUUGCACGCACAUGCGUGGGUUUCCUCUUGGAGGACCGGACAGACGACUCAGAGUGGAUUUUGCAGACACUGAGCACCGUUACCAACAGCAGUUCCUGCAGCCGCUUCCCAUGCCACAUUACGAAGUUGUGGCCGAGCCCUUUGUUCAUCGUGCCACCCCUGAAACAAUUCGUGUCAGAGAAAGGACUCCUCCGCCACUCCAUUUUAGAGAAAGGGAGCUCUAUGCUAGUGCGGACUGGCCGGCCCCUGCUUUACGUGAACGUGUAAGGACCCCUGCGUUCGAACCUUUGGAGCACUUGGAACGCGAUCGGCGACCCAGAGAGCCCUGGUCCCUAGAGCGGGAGUUGCCAAGCAGAGAUGCAGCACGUAAACGGCGACUUAUGGAGGAUGGCCGCCAUCUAGAAUGCUCACCCGACAGCAGCAGUGAAUGGGCAGCCCGACGCCGGAGAGCCCUGUCCACUGAGGGCAGUCCUGGAGGCAGCAGCCGUGAAGGCCGCUACAGUGACUCAGAGCGACCUACAAGAGCAGAUCGACCUUCACCAGCUAGAGAGCGGCGCAGCAGUCUGGACAGGGCUCCUGGAGAUAAACGCCUAAAGAGCAACAGCAGUCUGUCCGAGUCCAGCAUAGGCACCAGCCCAUCAGAGAGAAAACGCAAAGCGGCAGAAGCAGGCAAAGGGCCCACAAAGAGAGAGCGACCUGAAGGGAGCUCCAAAAACAGCCAUUCGUCCAAACAAGAUGCUGGUGGAAAGUUAAGCAUGGCCUGGAAUGGAAUGCUACUUCUGAAAAACAGCAACUUCCCUGCAAUCAUGCACAUCCUAGAUGGAGACCUCGGCGUGGCCAGCAGCCUCCUGAUUGAUGGCAGCACUGGGGGAAAGGUGACGCAGCUCCGCAUCACACAGCGGCUUCGGCUCGACCAGCCCAAGAUGGACGAGGUGUCACGGCGCAUCAAAGUCGCAGGCCCAGGCGGGUACGCCAUUCUCCUCGCAGUUCCUGGCAGCUCGGACGACGCUUCAUCAUCGGAUCCUGCAGCUUCGACUCAGCGUCCUCUCCGCAACCUGGUGUCAUACCUGAAGCAAAAGCAGGCAGCCGGGGUUAUCAGCUUACCUGUCGGCGGCACUCGCGAUAAAGACAACGCGGGGGUGCUGCAUGCGUUUCCACCCUGCGAGUUCUCUCAGCAGUUCUUAGAUUCCUCUGCGAAAGCUCUUGCCAAAACAGAAGAGGACUUCCUGGUUAUGAUCAUUGUUCGUGGAGCAUCCUAAAAAUCAGAAAUCCCCCACACAAAAAAAAGCAUUUUUUAAAAAGAAAUGUCUCAUUUGCAUGCUCUGUUAAACCUGGUGCAGCAGUUCUAGUUUAAUUGGUUAUAAAUAGAGAAUGUCAUCUGUUCUGCCAAAUACAAUGCAUGAAUAAUACAUUACAUAUAGCAGAAUUGGUAUUCAUAUUACAAAAAUUUACUUACCAUUGCAAACUGUGUGUUCAAACCAAAUUAUCAUUGUACAACUGUAUAAAACUGUGGAAGACAGAUAAUACAGUAAAAAAAACUAAAUAUUCACAUGAUACAUUGUACUGUUUGGGAUCCUAAUUAUUUUGCUUAGCCAUUUGAUUUAAGCAGUUGCCCAUAUAUAGAUAUGUAUAACACAGAUUAUGUUGAUUUGUGUAGGAUAUAUUUUUUUAUUUAAAGAAAGUUAAGUCAUUGUGGUUUAAGGCUUGAAACAAUCAGUUAUCAGAAAUAACAUAGACGUGUAAACUAGGUGUGGUGUUCAGUAGUUCACCUAAUACAAUCCAGAACUAAUUUAGAACUGCAUGUUGACUAUUGUCCUGUUUUGAAACUGGAGGAAUUAUAAAUUAACGUUGUAUAAACAGCUGUAGUAUUGUGUUGAUCUGUGUGCUACUGGGCAAGCAGUUAAUGUGGCCUCAAAAUUCCUUUAAUAUUUAAUUAUACACAAAAUCAACAUUAAUCUGAUUAUUUUGGUCUUUUAUGUCUAACAGAAGCCAUUUGAUCAUUACACAACGUAUAAUUAGAGGUCCUUUGACAUUUUGUUUGACAAGGUCGAGCCAAGUGUGGUUACAUGGAGACAUUUUCCAGGUUGCUUUUUUCUUUUCUACCUGAUAAUUUGUGUUAAAGAAGCCACUAGUUUCUACUGAUUUCAGUGAUUUUAUUAUGGUUCUAUUUUUUAAGUAAUCUUACCCCAGAGGACAAAAUAUAAAAAUAAAAAACAGUAUGUUUUUUUUUUUUUUUUUUUUCAGUAUGAUGGCAGUAUGUCAUGCAUGUGGCUUUUUCAGUUGUCAGAAUUUUGUUACAUGCCACAUUAAACGAAUUGUUCAGUUGUCGAGCAGGUACAAAAAUACGAGUAAAACAGUUAAUUCUGAUUUGAUAAAUGUAGAAAUGCAUUCAUGAUCAUAUAAUUGUUCUGUGUCAACUUUAUUGACCUAUGGUUUAUGUUAAGUAGGGUUGCACAAUCAGUCAAUUAUUAAUUAUAUUUUAUUAUUGUUAUUAUUGUUUUCAAAUUCCCAGUCAAUUUUGAUAUUGGUGCUCCGGGUAUUGGUCAAUAGAAAUACUGAUCUGAUACAGAAAUUCUCAUAACUGAUGCUAAACAUAAAAAUAAUAAGAGUAAAAUACUGUAGAAUGUUAUGUCUGUAAUGAAAAUGUAUAAUUAUAGUCUACAUAUUAAGUUUACAGAAAAUGAAUACUAGGAGUUUUUUGGUUUGGAAAAUAUGUUAAAGCUAAUCUGAUACCAAUCAAUAGGUUUGAGCCUGUAUUAUCCGAGGUACCGAUACUUGGUAACAGAUUCAUAUUCAUUACCUUUUAAAACAGAGAUGGACAAAUCACUAGCCUGGCUGCCCAGGGCAAGCAGAUUUCCUCUCCAACCUGGCAUAUUCUAUUAGUCCAGUAAGCAAGUGACUCAGGGUGGCAGAGUAGCACAGCUGACUUGGUGGUACAUUGGCACUGGGAAUCUGUGUGGGUUGUAUUGUUGCCUUCAGUAACUGUAACUUUGCCCCAGGUGAGGGAGAAGUCACUUGCCCAUCAUAUCUCUUAAUAACCGUUUUAAAAUAAUAUUAAUUUACGUAAUUGGCUGACUAGCAUUUAAAUAAAAUUAUGCUGAUUAAAAAAAAAAAAGUCUUGUUUAUUUUUCUGACCAACCAAAAGCUAAAAACUGAGCAAGCAGAUUAGAGAAUCGCUUUGCCUAAUGGGUGGACUAGUAAAAUUUGAUUUGUCCAUUUCUACAGCGCAUUUAGAGGUGUAUUAAAUAAACAGCUGUGGUUCUUUGCAAUAACUAAGUUGUCAGGGACUGCAUUGAUGACAUUUAAGACCAUGUGGUAACUGUAUACAAAUUCUCUACAGUAAUAGUUUAUUCUUACAUGUGCAGCCCUGCAAUUAAACAUGUUUCAUGUUAAAUGAUGAGUUAUGUUGAGGUUUUCUCAGUGAUCAUCAGUGUGUUCAUACAGUUUCAGAAUGCUAGCUGAUUGCAUAAAUUUAAGCCCCUAGAUCAGAAUGUGUUUGGCUUUCUAUAAUGUUACGUUUUUGCAUUGUCUGAGUUCUGUAUUACCGAAUGUCUUCUGUGUUAUUACUUUAUCAGUUUUAUCAUCAAUCUAGAUUGCAUUUUAAGGCUGACUGGUUUGUAAAUGAAACAAAAAACUGUUCUCUAUGUAUGGAUAAUUGGAGAUGCUGUACUUUCAGUAUCAAUGUCGCAGGAUGAAAUAAGGACCUUUGCAGCAGAGGACUUCCCACAGAGCCCUUUGGAUGCAAAAGAGCAAGAGCUUUCCGUUUAGUGAUUGUGUAUUCUCGCUGAGAGCAGCUUCACAUUUGUGUAAUUGUUUUUGUGCUUACACUUCCCAUAUUUAAACGGAAAUAUGACCACCUUGCUUUGUGAUGUGUUUACCUGAUUUCUUAAAGGAGAGGAAAAAAAAGGAAUCGGUCAUACACUCCUUGCAAAGCUCAAAAGUGGCUGUCUACAUAUACACAGAAAUUUUGUCUUGCUGUCAAUAAAUUGUUUCAUUUGAAGGAGAAA